CCAUCUCACUCUCCCCUUUCCCCCCCUUACUUUCGUUCUCUGUAUCUCUUUUGUUUUUUUUUUAUUAAAUCAGAUUUUUAGAUAAUGCGUGAGCAGUGACCCCCCGAACGGAAGUAAAAGCAGCAGCAUAACUGGUAUCGCACGUUGCGCAACUUUGAUCGCGUUUAUAUAGUUUAUGUAUCGCGAUUUUUUGGAAAAAAAAACAACGUGACAAAUACUAUAGAGAUAAGAGAUAAGAGAUAAAAGUUGUAAGGGAAAAAAAUUGAAAUUGUUAGUAAUACAAUGGAUUCGGUAGGGCGUGCGGUGGUUCGCGCGACUUUUGUUUGUUUUUUGGCUCUUUUUGUGGGAAUCGAUGCCGCUGAAGGAAAUAGUGCCAUGCUCUAUCUGUCCCAGUUCGGUUACUUGGGCCCAGUGAAAGCCAAUUCCAGUCAAUUGUUGGACGAGAGUAGCUUUAAGAAAGCGGUGGAGGAUUUUCAGAAUUUUGCCGGAUUAGAUGUCACAGGCGAAUUGGACGAUAAGACUUUGGAAACUAUGGCCUUACCCAGAUGCGGUGUAAAAGACAAGGUGGGCACGGGGGACAAUAGGGCCAAAAGAUACGCCCUUCAAGGCAGCAGAUGGAAAGUGAAAAACUUGAGCUACAAAAUUUCAAAAUACCCGCCGAAACUGAAGAGGAAAGACGUGGACGAGGAGGUGCAACGAGCGUUCAACGUAUGGACCGACUAUACCGAUCUCACUUUCACCCCCAAAACCGGACAGGUCCACAUCGAGAUCCGUUUCGAGAGUGGGGAGCAUGGAGACGGCGAUCCCUUCGAUGGACCGGGAGGCACUUUGGCCCACGCCUAUUUUCCUCCACCCGAUCAGUAUCAGCACUCACACUUAACCUCCUCACCACCACUCACACACCAAUACCCGUGGUACACUCACACCACCAGACAUCAGAAUCACCUCACCGGUUUGGGUAUGUCACACGCAUACGUCAAUCCCUGGCUUACCUUCGGGAAUCCCUGGUUCACGGUUGGUCGGGUUAAUCCCGGUUACACGCCAUAUACGCCGCAACUGCCUGGGAAAGUUUUCGGUGGCGACGCCCAUUUUGACGCAUCCGAAAGCUGGACGAUCGACAGCUACAGAGGUACAAACCUGUUCCAAGUGGCAGCCCACGAGUUCGGACACUCACUGGGUCUGAGCCACAGUGACGUGAGGAGUGCCCUUAUGGCGCCGUUUUAUAGAGGCUACAAUCCGGCUUUCACCCUGGAUCAGGACGACGUGGACGGGAUCCAGGCUUUGUACGGUAAAAAGACCACCAAGAAUACCCCCUCGGUGGAUUCUGAUGAUGCCGGCGACGAGAGUCACGACGUGCCGAAGAAAGUGCCCGGGCCAGAUAGUGGAUCUGCUCCGGACGCUUCCCUAUGCAAGGAUCCGUCUUUCGAUACGAUUUUCAACUCUGCCGAGGGAUACACGUACAUUUUUAAAGGGGAUAAGUACUGGAGGCUUACCGAGGAAAGUGUGGCGCCUGGGUAUCCCAAGUUGAUUUCGGAGGGAUGGCCUGGACUCACUGGGAAUAUCGAUGCCGCUUUCACGUAUAAAAAUGGCAAGAGUUACUUCUUUAAGGGAUCCAAGUACUGGCGCUACAAGGGUCGUAAAAUGGACGGCGACUACCCCAAAGAGAUCAGCGAAGGGUUCACCGGUAUCCCGAACAACCUGGACACCGCAAUGGUCUGGAGCGGUAACGGUAAGAUCUACUUCUUCAAAGGCAGCAAGUUCUGGAGAUUCGACCCGUCACAACGUCCCCCCGUGAAGAGCACUUACCCCAAACCCACCUCCAAUUGGGAGGGCGUGCCUGAGAAUAUGGACGCCGCCUUCCAAUGGACCAACGGGUACACUUACUUUUAUAAGGGUGGCGCUUACUAUAGGUUUAACGAUCGAGCUUUCGCCGUUGAUCAAACGGUACCGGCCUUCCCACGUUCGACCGCUUUUUGGUGGUUCGGUUGUAAGGACGCCCCCCAAGGCACCAUCGGCACAAGUGAGUCUAGAGGAUGGUUACAAGGUGAGGAGGGCAGUACCUCACCUUUCGACGAACAAAACGGAGGAUACGAUAUGGACGCAGGUGUUUACCAUGAGGAUUCUCCGGCAGACCCUCCUCUAGGUCCCAACCAUCUAAAAAGCGACAACGCUGGACAAAGUAGUUCCUCAAUCAACCUGUCAACGGUCUACCACUUGGUACCAACACUGGUGGCCACCCUGGCCGCCAGGUGGCUCUUUAGGCUUACUUAGGAUUUUUCAAUUUUUUCUCUGUUAUUCGUUUUAUAAACGACGGAAUUUGUGUGCGCGUGUUUCUUGAGGAAGUGACGACGUAUUUUAUGCAGGUUUGCCACCCUGUAUAUUUUUUUUUAUAUAUACAUAUAUACAUAACCUAAUAAUAAGACGACAUUACUGCCGUGCCCUCCACCAUCACCUCCUCACUUAAUUCUAAUUGUGAUAGCUUUAAAGGUUACGAGGCAAUAUUAAUUUUUUUUUUUUUAGUUGUUAAGGUUUAAUAAUUGUUUGUCAAAUUGUAUUUAUUUUGUUUUAUAUUUAUGGACCAAAAAUAUGUUAUAAUGAUUAAAACGAGCGUUUGUAGGUUUAUCAGUAUAAUAUAGUUGAUUGCCAGUUAGGGUUAGUUAAUAUUUUGUACAGCAGAA
Molecule: messenger RNA, 2678 nt
Organism: Anthonomus grandis grandis
Lineage: Eukaryota; Metazoa; Arthropoda; Insecta; Coleoptera; Curculionidae
Gene: Mmp-1
Product: matrix metalloproteinase-14
Exons: 10
Coding region: 283-2271 (662 amino acids)
Biological process (GO): collagen catabolic process; proteolysis; extracellular matrix organization
Cellular component (GO): extracellular matrix
Molecular function (GO): zinc ion binding; metalloendopeptidase activity
Source: RefSeq, a predicted model, not a curated record